Messenger RNA from Aphanomyces astaci, 1548 nucleotides. RefSeq lists its product as hypothetical. The coding region runs from base 1 to 1548 and encodes 515 amino acids. The record is from RefSeq and is a predicted model, not a curated record. The transcript is spliced from 8 exons. NCBI's taxonomy places the organism in Eukaryota, Oomycota, Saprolegniomycetes, Saprolegniales, Verrucalvaceae.
AUGCGUGGCCUGCAGGAAACACAUCAAGUCUGUGUGUUUACCGACUGGCCACCCGUCAAAGCCAUAAAGUACAAUGACACGCUACCACCGGAGUUCAGGUACACGACAGACCGCGACGAAGUAUUGCAAGCACGACUGGCUGAAGUACACCGAGAACACUCCAAAGCGUUGGCCAUCGCCGCGUCUGCAGCCGAGGAUGCUCACCGAAAUACCGCGGCGCGCUUGAAUGCUGCUGAAGUGGAGCAAGAUGCGCGUCGAGCCGAAGCCGAGGGUGUUCACAUGACCGAUCAGAUUCGACGAUUAAUCGGAGACUAUGCUUCGACCUCCAGUUCUGACUUGGCCCCCGGCGAAUUGUUUACCUGGCUUGAAACUGUCCUGCUUCGAAUGUCGGGUGAAAUGGAAGAACUACGGCGGCAAAUUGGCGUGCUGACGGACGAGAAUGGGGGGUUGAUCACCAGUUUGGCUAGUGAGCGUGACGAGCUUCUGGCGACCCGAAACGAUCUAACUGAGCUCCGGCAGAACCACGAGACCCUCGAAACACAGCUUCGGGCAUCGCGAGCCGACUUUCGGAGUGCCCAAGCGUUGGUAACAGCUGAAGUACCCAAAUUUUGGAACUGGGUGGUGUCGAAUUUCAUGACCAGUGGACACGAAGGACUUACCGCUUUGGUCGAGGCGUGGCGGAAAGACGACCCGACUCCCUUCGUUGUGGGUUGUUGUAUGCCCUUCGUCAUUACGCCAAACCAACGUGCCCUCGGGGACCAUGCUCCAUUUUGCCUCCCGGACACGUGCUUUGGAGCUUCGUUUUACGCACUGAAUCAGUUAACUAUUGGGGAGUGCCUUCAAGCCCCCACUGCCCCUGCACCCCCGUCUUUGGUCUCUCAAGUAGCAUCCGCCCAGCAAUCUUCGUCGACGACCAGUCAAGUUGGACAACCGGCAGGACUCACGGCGAUGGAUCAGUUUUGGGCCGAUUGGGCGGAGUUUCUGUGGGCCCGUUGGUUCUUUGUCAAGCAUGAGUCUUCGGAGGCUGAGAUUGAGCGGGCUUGUUUCGGCUUAUCGGCUCUGUUCGGGGCCCUGUAUCGCCUCAUGAUCGCGGAACGCAGCGACGACUUGAAAUCCAUGGCGCGCCUAGGAGACCACGUGGCGAUCAAGUUUAUCAACGACGAGUCUGGGGCGUGGUGGCCAUGUGUCCCCAAGAAAUUGGUGUCCACGCAAUGGUCAGCCCCCGCGAUGUCAUCCCUGCGCCUGAUCCAUCGUCGGUCCGUUCGCGAGAAAAGCGUGGAUGCGUUUCAUUCUGCCGGUGGUUACACGAAGGCCGAUGUUGAACGUUUCCUGGGGGAAAUGUCGGCCAAGGGCGUGCUGGGCGCAGUCGUGCAAGUCCCACAGGUCAUGUCAACGUUUCCGCCAACACCAGUCCCAUCAGAAACGGACGAUUUUCAGCCAGUGUCCGGAGUCAGAGUGCUAAUGAUUGACGAUCCAGUGGUCAAGGAUAUGUCUCCUCUAUGCACUGCACUGCUAAACCAGUCGAGCCUAUGCCAGCAGACACAGUAA